This is a messenger RNA of Oryzias latipes (Japanese medaka), 4568 nucleotides long. It is a transcript of the gene dnm3b, whose product is annotated as dynamin 3b. Lineage: Eukaryota; Metazoa; Chordata; Actinopteri; Beloniformes; Adrianichthyidae. Gene Ontology annotation, cellular component: microtubule; plasma membrane; synapse. The record is from RefSeq and is a predicted model, not a curated record. Gene Ontology annotation, biological process: synaptic vesicle budding from presynaptic endocytic zone membrane; receptor internalization. Gene Ontology annotation, molecular function: GTPase activity; GTP binding; microtubule binding.
GGUUCGUCGUAGCAGCGAGGCGCAGCCUGGCAAUUACAUCGGAGAAAAAGAGGAAAGGGGUGGGGAUGGUGGGUGAAUGAUUAAUCUGUCCAAGACGAAUUUCUGUUCGGAAUAAGAACACUUUGAAAUUCAAGCGAACCCCCUCCCUCCCGCAGGAGAACGCGCUGUUUCUUUUACGCGCGGAGAGCAUCUGCGCCGCCGGAGCAGGCGGUGCUUGUGGAAUCGUGCGCGGUUGCUUGGCGCUCGUCUUUGCUGCUUUGAUCUGCGCGUCGGUUCAGCACUGGACAGCGACCGGGACCGUCAUUCUGAGAACAGCAGAAGGAUCCUGAGGCGGGUCGCUCCGACCCACUGGCUCGGGGCAAUGCGCGGCUAGGAGGCUUCCCUACACCAACAGCCGCCACUGAAGCCCUGGAUUAAUAUAGCAGCGCCACAUCCCCCUCCCUCCACUUGCUGAUCCCAAGUCCUCCAACUAAAGGCACCAUGGGAAAUCGUGGCAUGGAAGAGCUGAUCCCGUUGGUCAACAAGCUGCAGGAUGCCUUCACCUCCAUUGGCCAAGCCUGCAACCUGGACUUGCCGCAGAUCGCGGUGGUCGGCGGUCAAAGCGCAGGAAAGAGCUCCGUGCUGGAGAACUUUGUUGGCAGGGACUUUCUGCCCCGUGGAUCUGGCAUUGUCACCCGCAGGCCUCUGGUUCUGCAGCUUAACAGUUCUAAUGCUGAGUGGGCCGAAUUCCUCCACUGCAAAGGGAAGAAGUUUACUGACUUCGAUGAGGUCCGCCAGGAGAUCGAGGCGGAGACGGAUCGUGUCACGGGCGCCAACAAGGGCAUAUCCCCCGUUCCCAUCAACCUGCGGGUGUUCUCCCCUCAUGUCCUGAAUCUGACUCUCAUCGACCUGCCGGGGAUCACUAAGGUGCCGGUGGGGGACCAGCCCGUCGACAUCGAGCAGCAGAUCAGGGACAUGAUCAUGCAGUUCAUCAGCCGAGAGAGCUGCCUGAUCCUGGCCGUCACUCCGGCCAACACUGACCUGGCCAACUCUGACGCCCUGAAACUGGCUAAAGACGUGGACCCCCAGGGUCUGAGGACUAUUGGAGUCAUCACCAAACUGGAUUUGAUGGAUGAGGGGACAGAUGCUCGAGAUGUUCUGGAGAACAAACUGUUGCCUCUUCGACGAGGGUACAUCGGAGUGGUUAACCGCAGCCAGAAAGACAUUGAUGGCAAGAAAGACAUCAAGGCGGCUUUAGAAGCUGAAAGGAAGUUCUUCUUGACCCAUCCGGCAUAUAGGCACAUGGCUGAAAAGAUGGGCACUCCUCGCCUGCAGAAAGUGCUCAACCAGCAACUGACCAACCACAUCCGGGACACGCUGCCAGCCUUCCGAAGCAAGCUGCAGUCCCAGCUGUUGGCUAUAGAAAAAGAGGCGGAAGAAUACCGGGGAUACCGGCCCGAUGACCCGUCUCGUAAAACCAAGCAGCUGCUGCAGAUGGUGCAGCAGUUUUCUGUGGAUUUUGAGAAGAGGAUUGAGGGCUCUGGGGACCAGGUGGACACAGUGGAGUUGUCUGGUGGAGCCAAAAUCAACCGCAUUUUCCAUGAGCGCUUCCCUUUUGAACUGGUCAAGAUGGAGUGUGAUGAAAAGGAGAUGCGACGUGAGAUCAGUUAUGCAAUCAAGAACAUUCAUGGUAUUAGAACUGGCCUUUUUACCCCAGAUAUGGCAUUUGAGGCCAUUGUGAAGAAGCAGGUCAUAAAGCUGAAGGAGCCUUGCAUCAAGUGUGUGGACAUGGUCAUCCAGGAGCUGAUCAACACCGUGCGCCAGUGCUCCUCUAAGCUGGAAUGCUUUCCCAUGCUGCGGGAGGAAACGGAGAGGAUCGUGACGUCUCAUAUAAGAGACAGAGAAGGCCGAGCCAAAGACCAGCUUCUGCUUUUGAUUGACAUCCAACUGUCGUACAUAAACACCAACCAUGAGGACUUCAUCGGCUUUGCUAAUGCUCAGCAGAGGAGUAGUCAGACUAACAAGAGCCAGAGUUCAGCAGGAAACCAGGUCAUCCGCAAAGGCUGGCUGACCAUCAACAACAUCAGCAUCAUGAAGGGAGGAGCUAAGGAGUAUUGGUUCGUGCUGACAGCCGAGAGCCUCUCCUGGUUUAAGGAUGACGAGGAGAAAGAGAAGAAGUACAUGCUGCCGCUGGACAACCUGAAGGUCCGCGACGUGGAGAAAAGUUUCAUGUCAAGCAAGCACAUCUUCUGCAUCUUCAACACAGAGUCCAGGAAUGUUUAUAAGGACAACCGCACUUUGGAGUUGGCCUGUGACUCUCAGGAUGAUGUGGACAGCUGGAAGUCAUCUCUCCUUCGUGCUGGGGUCUACCCCGAGAAGACCACCACGGUGGAGAGUGAAUCCACCACCACCACCUCAGAUAACUUCUCCAUGGACCCUCAGCUGGAGCGCAAAGUGGAAACCAUUCGCAACCUGGUGGACUCGUACAUGGCCAUCGUCAACAAAUGCGUUCGGGACCUAAUUCCAAAGACCAUCAUGCACUUGAUGAUCAACAAUGUGAAGGACUUCAUCAAUGCAGAGCUGCUGGCUCAGCUGUACUCUGCAGGGGACCAGAACACCCUGAUGGACGAGUCCCAGGAGCAGAGCCAGAGGAGGGAUGAGGUGCUGCGGACCCACCAGGCCCUGAAGGAGGCCCUGUCCAUCAUUGGUGACAUCUCCACCUCCACCAUCAGCGUGCCCUUGCCUCCACCUGUUGACACCUCUUGGAUGGGAGGAGCCGGGGGCCGCAGGUCCCCCCCACCCAGUCCCACUGCCCCCAGGAGGAUGUCAGCAGGCCAGCGCCCAGCCCCUCGAGGGGCCCCUCCUCCACCCAACCGCCCAGGUCCCUUAGGGCCCUUCAAUAACAGCGCGGACAGCCCUCAGGCUCCCAGCCGCCCAAAUAGGGCCCCACCUAGCAUCCCUAGCCGGCGGCCUCCUCCAUCUCCAACAAGACAAGCUCCACCUUAAUCAGCUGAGGGGGUGCCUCGUACCCUCAUCUGCCCCCCCCCCCCCCCCCCCCCCCACUGUCCUGGUCUCUCCUUAGUGCACACACUGAAGUCUUUGACCCCCCCUCUGAACCUCAGUCCCUCGGCAGGUGACGACAUCCAUAUAUCUACGUACAGUAUGGUACUUGUCUUGUGGUGUAUGUGUAUGUGUGCUUGUUGCUCGCCUGUGAUCCAGGUUUGCUUAACAGCUCCAUCUCCCAGUAUCAAUCCUGGACCCCCUCCCCCCCUUAACCCCCCCCUCCCUAAAAAUGUCCUGCAACUACAUAGCUGCUAUAUGAAUUUAAAAAAAAAAGGCUCAGCAGUCAUAUGGUCCGACCCAUCCCAGAAUGCAGCAUGGCACUAGCUGCUUUUAUUGCAUGGGAGUGUGUGUACGUGAGGUGUGCUCGUGUGCGUAAGAAGGAGAGACUACUUUGCCUAUAUGUAGGCUGACUUUGAUUGAGAAAUGCAUUAAGCUCCUGUUUAAUGCCCCCUCUCUUCCUCCUAAGUGUUUAUCAUCAGCCUGGUGUUGAACUAGCAGCAGGAGUCGUAUCUUAUAGUGUAAGCGUGUACAUGCGUUCUUCUGUCAUACUGUGUACGUGGGCGUGUGCGAGGACUCAUGUGUAUGUGCCGUUUGUCUGCACGUUUGUGGUUCUUAUAAUUAUGAUUUUUUUUUCUCCAUUUUUUUCGUUUGUUUGUAUGGUCAAUGCUGUUCACGAUGACUUCUCCAACGACCCCAUCCCUCCCGGAAGGUCGGGUGGGUUGAAAUAUAAUGUUUGUGAGUUGUUUCUGUGUUGUAGUAGCGGCCAUACACACACAUAGCAAGGCUGAGGAGCACCUUCAGUAUUCUCAGUGUGGAAAUAACAGCCUCACCGAUGCGUUGAACCUCGUCCACCUGUGCUGUAUUGAUGGUCAAAGCGUGACCCCCUACAGCCUUAAACUCCGAUUCAGAUGCUGACUUGUGAGAUGAAUGGGACUGGAGCUCGCACUGAGAAAUUUCUCGCCCAGUGUAAAAAGCUAAAUUAGAUUUCUCAUAAUGACUAAAAAAAAGGCUUUAAUAUACUGUAACUAUUCAUUUCCCUCAGGUUUGAAACGCCUAACCUCCUUCUCUGUCUGGUCUCACCUCCGUCUCCUCUAUCACGGCAGCCAGUUAGUCAGUGCCUGCAUCAGAACUUGAGGUUGUAUCGUCAAUGUUUAAGUGCUUCUCUGUCGAUUUGUUAUCGUGUCUGUGAGCCUAAAUUGUGUUCUUAUGUAUAUAGGUAAUGAUAAGGAGAUACUAUACCUGUGGAUUGUAAACACCUUAUUAAGAAUCCUUAUGCUUAAACUGUUCUCUUUGUCUCUAUUCACUACAUGCUUUCCAAUUUAGACUGCCUUACUGGCAUAAACUACAAUUUUUAAUUGCCAAAGGUAAAUACAGCUCUGAGAAGUGAAAAAAAGGAAGAAAAAACAAAGACAGGAAAAUGACUUUAUGUUUAGGGCACAAUAAUGGUAAAUUUGGGAAAUGUAUUAGUUGUUAUAUUCUGUGCGUCUGUAUCGCUCCUUAAUAAACAUGUUCCUGAUGAUGUUAAA